This is a messenger RNA of Guyanagaster necrorhizus, 450 nucleotides long. RefSeq lists its product as uncharacterized. The coding region runs from base 121 to 387 and encodes 88 amino acids. Lineage: Eukaryota; Fungi; Basidiomycota; Agaricomycetes; Agaricales; Physalacriaceae. The record is from RefSeq and is a predicted model, not a curated record. The transcript has a single exon.
CUGCAAUAUCGUACUGGCGGUCAUCGUCUGCGCAGGAAUCUUUAUGGCGUGCGUUAUUCUUGGCUUUUGUGCGUUCCUCGCUGCGUCACUGAGUGACUGAAUAUUGCUUAGUUUGAAGUGAUGGUCCGAAGCGACGCUUAUGUAGUCACGGCGUUUCUUUCUUCCCUGCUUUGUUUGCUAUGUGAUCAUAUUUUCAUUGUGUGUCAUUCUCCUUUCGUCAGCUCUCAGAGUUUUCUGGAGGUGGUGAAGAUUAUUGUCCAUCUCCCACCAACCCCAUUUUAUUGUCCUUGUGAUAACGCGGUUCCGUCCUCGCUUUUGGAAGAACGUAAAACGCAUCACUGGGAAUCUUUAGCCUCGUAUGCUAGUAGAUUGGAUACAUGGGCAUAAAUUCCCAGCCAGACUUGGUACUCUUGUCAUGAUACCAAGGCGGGAGAUGUUCGUUAAGGGUUG